GCAGGCGCGGUGCAGGCUGGUUGGCGCCGCUGCGCUGCGCGGGAGAUCCGCGCAGGUAACGAGAAGGAAAUGGAAAAAGCGGAUUCCCUGCUUGGAACAGAAAUUAACAGGAGGGCUUCCUUUGUCCUUCACUAAACGGAAAGCAUAUGCUAAAGUGGAGUCCCUGUCACCCGAGCCUGGCGCGUGGAGCCCUCUGUGUGGCCAUCCUGCCCAGCAAGCCUGACAGCCCUCCCUCGUGCCCGCCAUGCAGAGAGCGUCCCGUCUGAAGAGAGAGCUGACCCUGCUGGCCGCAGAGCCGCCCCCGGGCAUUACAUGCUGGCAGGACGGGGACCGAAUGGAUGACCUGCGUGCUCAAAUACUAGGUGGGGCCAACACACCUUAUGAAAAAGGUGUUUUCAAGCUGGAAGUUAACAUUCCUGAGAGGUACCCAUUUGAACCUCCUCAGAUCCGAUUUCUGACUCCAAUCUAUCAUCCAAACAUCGAUUCUGCUGGAAGGAUUUGUUUAGAUGUCCUCAAAUUGCCGCCAAAAGGCGCCUGGAGACCGUCCCUCAACAUCGCAGCGGUGCUGACUUCUGUUCAGCAGCUCAUGUCAGAGCCCAACCCCGAUGACCCGCUCAUGGCAGACAUCUCCUCAGAGUAUAAGUACAAUAAGCCAGUCUUCCUCAGGAACGCCAGGCAGUGGACAGAGAAGUACGCAAGAGCCGAGCAGCAGGCCACCGAGGAAGAGACGCCCGAUGACCCUGCCAUGGCUGGUGGCUCAGAAGAACACAGCCCAGCCCAGAAAAGGAGAGCCAGGCAGCUGGGGGGCGUAGAGAAGAAAUUUUGCCCUGAUGUUUAGAGGGUUCGUCCUGGCCUGUCUUAGUUAAUAGAUUUUUAUGCCAACGUGGUCCAAUCUGUGCACAUUUCUGGAAUGUUUUUCUUUGUAUUUGAUGCCAUUAUCCUGUUUGUAUCCUAGAAAGUAGACCUGUAUGUUUAUAUGUUGGCUCUAAGUUGAUUCUUUGUAGUUUAUUUAGCUUGUAUGUAUGUAUUUCAAGACUUUUAAACCUGAAAAAUAAAUAAUCAUU
Molecule: messenger RNA, 1064 nt
Organism: Phacochoerus africanus (Common warthog)
Lineage: Eukaryota; Metazoa; Chordata; Mammalia; Artiodactyla; Suidae
Gene: UBE2T
Product: ubiquitin conjugating enzyme E2 T
Exons: 7
Coding region: 245-838 (197 amino acids)
Source: RefSeq, a predicted model, not a curated record